This is a messenger RNA of Entrophospora sp. SA101, 222 nucleotides long. The record is from the annotation of a GenBank genome assembly. Lineage: Eukaryota; Fungi; Glomeromycota; Glomeromycetes; Entrophosporales; Entrophosporaceae.
AUGAUAUUUCGAUUUUUCAACUUUGUUUCUAUAAAUUAUGAAAAGGAGGGUGAAGAAACUGAGAAGAUCGUUAAGGAGGAAGCUGGUGUGGAGGUUGAAGAAGCUAGUGGUAGAAUUGAGAUAGAGGUCGGGGAGGAAGCUGGUAUGGAGGUUGGCAAAGAAGCUGGUGGUGGAAUCGAGACAGAGGUCGAGGAGGAAGCUGAUGUAAAGGUCGACGGAUGA